Molecule: messenger RNA, 1112 nt
Organism: Danaus plexippus (monarch butterfly)
Lineage: Eukaryota; Metazoa; Arthropoda; Insecta; Lepidoptera; Nymphalidae
Exons: 2
Coding region: 132-1037 (301 amino acids)
Molecular function (GO): DNA binding
Source: RefSeq, a predicted model, not a curated record
UCUAAGUUGGCAGACAACUCGUCCAUCGCCAUCUUGUUCUUAGUUUGAUUUCAUAAUAUAUCGAUGCAUUUUUAAUCGGUUUCGAUUCUGUAAUACAUCAAAUUUAGGCGGUAAGUUGAUCAGUAAUCGAUAUGAAGAAAACAUCGUCAUUAGUUUGGAGAUUUUUCGAUCGUUUGGAAGAGAAUAAGAGAUGUGUCGCAGUGUUGUGUAAAUUAUGUGAUAGUCAGUACAAGUACUUUGGUAAUACAACGAAUUUGCGAACCCAUUUAGUGAACAAGCAUCCGAUACAAUGGGAUUUGCUGCAGAAUGGAACAUUGGACGAGUCUGCGGCCAGAGCUUACGACGAAGAUGAUAGUUCGAGCAGUAAACGGAGGAAGUACAUUAAGGCCUACAAAGAUGAUAACGUACGUUAUUCUGUAUCCGUUGAUCUUAAUAAGAAACGAAAUAGCCGCAAUCCCUCCGAUGAGAGCUCAAUGCCAGUUAUUGAAAUACAGCGGGUGUUAGAUCAUUCAGAGACUGAAAAUGAGACAACAGUCACCGAAGUUGUGGAGGAGCCGAUAAAUAUUGUUCGCCAAAUGCAUGGCAGUAGAGCAUCAGACGAGGAAUGGUUGAAUGAAGAUAUGUAUCAAACAGUGGAGACUUAUGAACCCAAAAAAAAGAAGAUGAAAUACAGAACUAUAAAGAGAGAAGUAUCUUCACCACCGCAUGUGUCAAAAUAUGUUGUCCACUCACCGGCCAGCUAUCCUAAACAGGAACGUAUAGUCAUUGACAACAGUCAACGUAAAGAUGAGUACUCAGUAUUUGGGGAAUAUGUGGGAAACAAACUAAGGAAAUUCAAAAGCAACCAAACUCGGGGAAAUGUCCAACAAUUGAUCACGACGAUUCUAUGGCAGGCGGAGUAUGGUGUUUAUGAUAGUAUGGAGACUAUAAAGAGAGUUUUACUACAUUCAGUUCAGGAUAUGGAAACUGUUCCACAGGAACAGAUCAUUGUACACAAUAUAGUAGAGGAUGACUCGCUCAAAGUGGAUGAAAAUUAAACCAAAGAAAUAUAUAUAUGUAGGGCUGUUUAUGUUAGGAUAUGUUGUAUAAUAAAAUAAGUUUAUUGAAGUCUA